AUGCUAGAAAUUGAAACGUUAUGUAGUCGACUUCAUAAUAAUACCGCCUUUCUUGGUGUCCAGCCAACAUUUUCCAAAACGGUUAAUAAUAUUGAUCAAUGUCGUGAUAUAUGUCUCGAAUCAUAUCCUUACUGUGUUGCCGUAAUAUUUUAUAAAAUAACCACUCUCAAGGAUCCAUUGUGCUAUCUGUUUAAUAAAAGUAGCAUUCAUCAAAAUGUUUUAUUAUAUCCGGAAAAACCACUAGCUGAAAAUGAUAUUAUUAAUAUUAUUGAAAUUGUUGGAAAUUGUCAUGAAUUUGAUGCUAUACCACCACUUUCGGAUAUUUUUACGACAUCAUCAGAUAAAGUUUCACGAAUUCGAAGAGCAAGUAAUUUUAAUAAACCUAUUAAACGUAAUGGAUUAUGGAGUGGAUGGACAAAAUGUUCCAAUGGUACAACGUAUCAGAUCCGAUUUCAAUCAUGUGAAUAUGGACGAUUAAUUCAAAAGCGGCAAUGUUCCACUAAAUUAUCUUCCAAAAGAUCAUCUUCCUUAUAUUCAUCACCAUUUCAUCCAUAUCCACCAGAACCAUACAAACAUCCUGAUAAUAAAUCUCCCGAAUAUGAGAGUCGAUCAGUACAACAUAAGAAACAGAUGCAACAGUUGCGGAAAAAUUGUUGUAAACGACAGAAUUGGUAUCGUGAACAUGUAGGCAAAAAUUAUAUAACUUUUUGCCGUCAUCCUUGUCCGCCACCCGACUUAUUGGAUAUUGAACAGGAUCCAGAAGAAUUAUCGCACGACAAACAGCAGCAAUAUAUCUUUUCAGAAAAGCCUAUAAGUCAAAUUCAGGAAUUCAGUAAAGGACAAUUGGAUGAAAUUAUAAUGUUACCCACUCCUCAGCAGGAGUUCUCCACACUUGCUCCCGAAGAUUAUCGUCAUGAGGAACAAGUACAACCACAGCCUUCUGAAUCUGAACGUGAUGAAUUCUAUCGCCAACAGGAACAACAGGAAUCCUCCACACUUUCUCCCGAAGAUUAUCGUCAUGAAGAAGUACAACCACAGCCCUCUGAAUCUGAAGGCGAUGAGUACUAUCGCCAACAGCAACAGGAAUUUUCCACAAUUUCGCCUGAAGAUUACCGUCAAGAACAACAAAUAUAUCCACCACUAUAUCCGCAGCCUUCUGAAUCUGAACUCGACGAGUACGACCGCCAGCAAGAGGUAAAACCACAGCCUUCUAAAUACCCAUCCGAUGAUUACUAUAGCCAACAACAGGAACAACAGAAGUUCCCGCUUGGAGAUUAUCAUGGAGAGCAAGAAGCACAACCACAGCCUUUUGUCCCAUUACCUGAUGAUCGUUACCGCCAACAGCAGCAGCAGCAGCAGCAGUACAUUGGAGAAACUCGUCAAGAUGAAUGGGCUACACAAUAUUAUCCGGAUAGGGAUUUAGUUCAUGAUGUUGAAGGAUGGAAUCCAUGGACAACCUGGUCAAUUUGUCCAAUUGUAUGUGGUGAUAGCGUACAAACAAGACGGCGAACAUGUCCAACUGGAAAUCAUUGUAAUGGUGAAACAAUUCAGGAAAGACCAUGUCAUUUUCGUCCAUGUGGUUUAUGGGCAGAUUGGAGUGAUUGUAGUCAUUGUGAAGGUCAUUAA
Loa loa (African eye worm) is the source of this 1626-nucleotide messenger RNA. RefSeq names its product thrombospondin type 1 domain-containing protein. The transcript has 10 exons. Bases 1 to 1626 code for a protein of 541 amino acids. NCBI's taxonomy places the organism in Eukaryota, Metazoa, Nematoda, Chromadorea, Rhabditida, Onchocercidae. The record is from RefSeq and is a predicted model, not a curated record.